AUGGGCAGUGCGCGGAGAGGGCGGUUUCGCCCGUUUCUCGCCCUGCUGCUCUUGACACCCAUCGUACUGCAGUGUGUUCUGUUCACGCUGGGAGCGGACGCCUUUCGCCAGCACCGCUCCACACGAAAGAACUCUGAGUUGAGCUCAGGCGACCAGCUCUUUCCCCAAGGUGCAACUGGCUCGCGGGCUGGUCGGCCAACGAUGCUCAUCGCCGCCCUGUUAGACGGUACCGUGCGCGCGCUGGACGUCCCGUCGGGACAAACCUUGUGGCAUAUUAACACGGACCCUGUGGCUUUGGAUGGCGGGUAUAAUACACGCGCCAAGAGCGACGACCAGCUAGGGCAUAGCCCGACGUCGGGUCUUGCGCGGAGGGAGGCAGCGGCGUCGACGCAGCAACGCCAGCGUUCCGGGAAGGGCACAGACGGACCGCCGGCUAACACUCUUAAUCGAGACCAGUCGGUGCCGUCCCCAGAGCCGUAUCAUGGCGACGCUCGUGUUGCGGAGGUAAGCAAACCGCUUCCAUCGCAGCCAGCGCCUGCACCUGCGGUGCCGUACGGCAUUCCAAUACAACGGCGCGAGACUCGGGCGUUUACAGUGCGGCUCCGGGAUGGCGAGCUUCUCCGUCGCAUAUCCUUCGAGGAUGACGAGGCAAGCAGGCGCUGUAAAUGGGAUGAUGCGACCUCAGCUGGAGGCGGUGCAACUGGGAUCGGCUCGCGCCCGGAUCAGAGGCACUCGGAGCAGCCCCUUGAAAAAGAGAAUGCGGAACCAGUGCUCGUGAUUACGCGGACGGACUCGGGCAUGCGGUUUGUGGAUCCACUAACAGGAGAAGCAAGCUGGAACGUGACCUACGCUGACUAUGAAAUGUAUCUAUUGGACGAACCCGCGCAUUAUGCGGGCGAGUUUUUAGCACCCUUUCUUUUCGGACGAAGAGUUUUGGCGGGGGAAUCACGCUGUCCCGCGCGCCACAUGGUGAGCAGUGAUACCCUCGAAGAGUCUCCGCUCGAUCCCGAAGACCCGCAAGUGCCCCGAGCUGCGCGACCUGUCCAGAAUAAGGCUCGCUAUGUUGCGAUACUGGCAGAUAAUGGACGCUUUGUCGUCGUACGCGACGCCGACAGAGGCACCACGAUGUGGUCUGCAGAGUUUCCAUACCCGAUCUUAUCGCUCCGCGCUAUCGGCGAUAUCGUUCUUAUCACAGACACUGCGGCAAGCUCACCGGUAGCACUGCCUGAUGGAGGCACCAGCGACGCCGUUCGCGCUACCCGGCACUUUUGGCAAUGGUCUCGCCCCGUGCCGCUGCAAUCACCGGACCCGCCUACGACUUUGCGAUACCGGGAUGAAUGGCAGCAAAUGUGCCUGCCGCCGUCUGCUGAGUUGUAUCGAAAGCCGCGCGGGAUGCCACAGAACGCUUACAGCUCGUUUGGCACAUCGGUGUAUGACCACGCGCCCGUCCACGGAGGCGUGCUUCUUGUGGUCGCGAUAUUUUUUGCAGGCAUUGGGCCGCUAGCUCUAGCGCUCGCACUCUGGACCAUAUGGCGCAUGCGACGGACCGAGCGUGAGCAGCGUCACUCGAGCGAGCGUCAAAGGACACCGAGUCCGCCACCAGUGUUGCGGCGUCGGGAGACGAAGCGGGUGAUGAUGAUGACUGGCGCAACGCAGCCGCGAGCUGCCCGCGCCCAGGAGAACGACAGGUCACGAGGCUUUGAGCGCUCUUCGCUGGUACCGAAGCCGGUUCCAAUUCAGCGAGUCGAACGCCCGCGCUCUGUAACGGACUCUGCAACAGGCAGUGAGGCACCGUUGCCGACCGGCUACCAGAAAGUGGGACGGCUUCUCAUUUCGCCGAACGUCAUCGGAUACGGGAGCCAUGGAACUAGUGUCUACGAGGGACUCCUUCUACCUGGAUACCGCAGGGUUGCAGUCAAACGACUUUUGAAAAGUUUCUACCAAAUUGCGCGGCGAGAAAUUGAGGUUCUGAUUGAACUCGACGAAUCCUGUCAACACAUCUUGCGAUACUACGCCAUGGAGGAGAGCGGCGACUUUAUCUACGUAGCGCUGGAGCUUUGUGCAGGUUCCUUGCAGGAUCGUGUAGAACGAGGCGAGCUUCCUGCGACUCGUUGUCCACUGCUGGACGAGCUGUCCACAGAGGUCGAUAGACGCGCGGCGGGUCCGCUGCAGCUCGGUCCGCCGCCUGCCACCGUCCGGGCGCUUCGUGGUCUCCUGCUAGGUAUUGCGGAAUUACAUGAUCACGGCAUUGUACAUCGCGACCUGAAGCCGGCGAAUGUGCUGCUGGCCAUAGGGUCUGAUGAUAUCGUGAAAAUCGCAGACGUUGGUCUUGCAAAACGGUUGGAUGCGGGUCGGGGCUCCUUCACAGCUGGUGCGACUGCUGUGGGCUCGGUGGGGUGGCGACCCCCGGAGGUUCUCCGGGGCGCCUCGCUUUUCGAGGGACUCAAUAGUGUGCACAGCGAAACAAGCGCUGUCGAUGAUGCCCGGGAGCGAGCUGGCGACGCAACCGCCUGCGAGUCAAUGACGCAUUCGGAGAACGGUGGAGCGGAUGCGGCACGACCUGCGCGGCUAACUCGAGCAGUUGACAUCUUCAGUGUCGGCUGUAUUACCUACUAUGUACUAACAAUGGGGAGUCACCCGUUCGGAGAGCUUGUCUUUCAACGUGAUGCGAACAUCCUGGCGGGUGCAGCGGACCUCAGCGCGCUUCGUGCUUGGCCCGAGGCCUUUGACCUCGUUCGCCUUGCGAUUCAGCAUGAACCAGAGCGGCGUCCGUCGGCAAAGGCGCUCCUUGGUCAUCCGUUUUUCUGGAGUGACGCUCGGAAACUCCAGUUUCUCAUUGACGUGAGUGAUGCGCUGUUCGAGCACCCAGACAGCCGAUACCUUCGACAAGAGAUCGAACGGGGCUGCGAGUCGACAGUGCUGGGCCCGCUGGGCAACUGGAGCCUUCGUAUGGAUACCAGUGUGCUGCUGAGCCUGCGCGGGAGGAGUUAUAACGGUUCGAGCAUUGUUGAUCUGCUGCGUCUCGCUCGCAACAAGCGCACCCACUACCAUCAACAGCCGGAUGCGGUGAAGGCGCUCCUGGGCCCCAUUCCGGUGGAGGAUGACCCCAUGGAAGUGCGCUCCCGCGACAACGCCGUGAACACCUCCACGCUCGAGACAACUCGUGCCAAAGCAUCGACCAACUCCAAUCUGUACACAUAUUUUGCAAGUCGCUUUCCGAAUCUGUUCAUGCACGUGUAUGCGUUUGCGAUUCGAACUGGGCUGGCGCUCUCCGAGCACUUUCAGCGAUAUCCGUCACGCGAACUCAUCCAGUACUAUGAACACGACGAGAGUAUCUUUUCGCUCACGACGAACACGUCCACCGGGCCCGGGGAAUCGUCCACCAGCGCCAUGCCCGAUAGCUCGUCGUCGUCGUCGUCGUCGUCGUCGAGUGCAGAAGCGGAUGUGCAUACAACAGCGUCUGUUGUUGCUGACGAACGAGUGCCGUCGACACAGACCACGUUACCGUCAUCCAGGCCGAUGCCCGGUCGCCGAGUCUACAGUCGAGCGUUAUUCGACCGCGUUCGCCAGGAGAUCAGCGAGAAUCCGGGGCUUUCCGAAGAACUCGAUGCGUCGCUUUUGCAGUUGAGCGGUCCACAUCCAUUGCGCCGACGCAGCUGCGAAUUCUUCCUCGCGAGCACCGUCGUGAACAAACCCGAACGGGAUCACGGUGCUGAAGUCGACCAGGCGCUGAUGCGUCUACCAUCGUUGCUGGCUCCUGUUUCGUCGGCUUCCUGGCAAUCGCUAGCCUCGUGA
This is a messenger RNA of Cyanidioschyzon merolae strain 10D, 3795 nucleotides long. Its product is annotated as serine/threonine-protein kinase IRE1. The coding region runs from base 1 to 3795 and encodes 1264 amino acids. Gene Ontology annotation, cellular component: IRE1-TRAF2-ASK1 complex. The record is from RefSeq and is a predicted model, not a curated record. Gene Ontology annotation, biological process: protein phosphorylation; intrinsic apoptotic signaling pathway in response to endoplasmic reticulum stress; IRE1-mediated unfolded protein response. Lineage: Eukaryota; Rhodophyta; Bangiophyceae; Cyanidiales; Cyanidiaceae. Gene Ontology annotation, molecular function: protein serine/threonine kinase activity; ATP binding; RNA endonuclease activity. The transcript has a single exon.